This is a messenger RNA of Pseudogymnoascus destructans, 1039 nucleotides long. RefSeq names its product translation initiation factor eIF5A. Gene Ontology annotation, molecular function: RNA binding; ribosome binding; translation elongation factor activity. The transcript has 4 exons. The coding region runs from base 126 to 626 and encodes 166 amino acids. Gene Ontology annotation, biological process: positive regulation of translational termination; positive regulation of translational elongation. Lineage: Eukaryota; Fungi; Ascomycota; Leotiomycetes; Thelebolales; Thelebolaceae. The record is from RefSeq and is a predicted model, not a curated record.
GUCGGUUUUCUAUUUCUACUCCCACUACGCCUCGCCCCUCUAUUCGUCUCAAAUUCUCUCCUGGAGCAUAUUCCAGACUCGCGACAAUCUAACAACUCCCAUUUUCACUUUGCAUUGCAGCCAAAAUGGCGGACGCCGACUCUCAAGAUUACACCAUCGACUCUGCCGAUGCGGGUGCGUCUUUGACCUACCCCAUGCAGUGUUCUGCCUUGAGGAAGGGUGGACAUGUUCUCAUCAAGAACCGUCCUUGCAAGAUCAUCGACAUGUCGACCUCCAAGACCGGAAAGCAUGGACACGCCAAGGUUCAUCUCAUCGCUGAAGACAUCUUCACCAAGAAGAAGUUGGAGGAUCUUUCCCCAUCCACCCACAACAUGGAUGUCCCCAACGUUACGCGCAAGGAAUACGCCUUCCUCACUCUCGAUGAUGGUUUCCUUAACCUGUACGAUGAGGCUACCGGAAACACCAGAGAUGAUAUCAAGAUGCCAGAGCCCAUUGCUGGCGAUGAUAAGAGACAAGAAGUCAUCAACAAGAUCAUCGAGCUCAGCAAGGAUGAUGAGAAGUCAGGUGUCGUUAUUAUCAUUUCCGCCAUGGGCGAGAAUGCUUGUAUCGAUGCGAAGGAGGUUUAAGUCAAGACAUGUAUCUCUGGGCCUGUACGGAAUAGCCUUCUUCCAUACCAUGGCUCGUUACCCCUCAUCGGCUUGGCAUAACUAGCCUGUCAGGCACCUGCCUGGCUAGAUUUUUGUGAUCGUCAUGUUGUAAAGGCAACUUGGUGGUUGUUCGCAUCGCUUUGCCUUCCUAUUCUACUGGUACAUUUAUCGGGUUCUACAGUCAGUGAAGUCUGUCGCUAGCGAGUCGCAACACGUCGCGACUACGACUACCAAGCUUGCAACAGUGACUGUAACGAACGCGAUGAUAGUUAUCGUUGUAGAUAGCCAAAAAUAAAAUAACAGUCCCUCUACUAAAAUUGACUGACCAACUGCCAUAAUUAUUUGAGUAUGUGUCGUUGAAUUGGAGUCAAAAGAGUAGGAAUUGUGUGGCA